AUGUCUGCAUCUCCGACAUCCGCUGUUCCGUCAACGAAACGUCCUCUUGAGGACCCCUCAUCCCCAUCAGGACCCACGGAUCAACCUGACGCAAAACGUCCCGCCUUGGAUAAGGUCGUAAAGGGGGAAGAAGAAGCAUCAAAGCUAGUGCAAGAGGCUGGAACUCCUGUGACGGACACUGCCAAGUCAGACACUACAGCACAGCCUGCCGCUGCUGCUACGGGAGAAAAUGGUGCAAAGGACGAGCAAGGUGAUGUUGUUGUUACUGAUGCACCUCAUGCCAAUGGGAAAAGCGCAUCCGCUGCUCAAAUACUGGAAACCCAGCCCAUUCAGUCCACAGCUUCACAAAAUGACCGCUCGUCAUCACAGCCUCCUUCACAGCACGCUACCCAAGACGAGAGUGGAUGGAUUCAUAUUCGAGCUGUGAUCUCUAGUGCUGAGGCAGCAACUUGUAUUGGCAAAGGAGGUGAAAAUGUUUCACAGAUUCGUCGUCUAUCGGGCGCCAAGUGCACUGUGAGCGACUAUUCUCGUGGCGCAGUUGAAAGAAUUUUAACUGUCAGUGGCAUGCAAGAUGCAGUUGCUAAGGCUUUUGGUUUGAUUAUUCGUACUCUUAACAAUGAACCCCUUGAGGCACCCUCCACAGCCCAGUCAAAGACAUAUCCUCUCCGCCUCCUCAUUCCCCACCUACUCAUUGGAUCCAUUAUCGGGAAAUCUGGAGUUCGCAUUCGCGAAAUCCAGGAGGCUUCCGGUGCUCGUCUUAAUGCUUCUGAUUCAUGCCUUCCUCUUUCCACUGAACGGACACUUGUUAUUCUGGGUGUUGCUGACGCAGUUCACAUUGCAACUUAUUACGUUGCGGUGACUUUAGUAGAACAACUGACUGAGAGAUUUGGGGGACCAGCUGCUUCCGCUUAUGCCACCCGCAGUGGUGGUGCCGCUGGCGUUGUACCUGGAGGUAUGCAAGUGGUUCCUUACGUCCCCCAACCAGCCGGUGGACAAUACGGACAUCCGGACACCUUCAAGAGACAUCAACCUCCAGGAAACCGGGUUGUGUCCACCGGUGGUUACGGCGUACCGUACGUCCACGGCCAACCGGGCCAGCCUCAAAUGCCACAUCAAGCACUUCAUUACGGUUCAUCCUCCCGUCCCGGCUACUCUGGAGCUGGCCCUCAUCAGCCAGCGCCUUACGGAGCUCCCCAGCCCGCACCAGUCCAUGGUGGGCCAAGUGCUCAGCCUGCUGGCGGGGUUGUUCCAGGAGCACCGGUGACGCAGCAGAUCUUUAUUCCUAACGAUAUGGUGGGUGCUAUCAUUGGAAAAGGAGGCGCUAAGAUCAAUGAAAUACGCCACCUUAGCGGUAGUGUCAUCAAGAUCAACGAGCCUCAGGAUAAUAGCAAUGAGCGCUUAGUUACUAUCACGGUUUUACCCUACCCCCCCUGUGAAUUCUUCUGCUAA
Histoplasma mississippiense is the source of this 1449-nucleotide messenger RNA. RefSeq lists its product as hypothetical. The record is from RefSeq and is a predicted model, not a curated record. NCBI's taxonomy places the organism in Eukaryota, Fungi, Ascomycota, Eurotiomycetes, Onygenales, Ajellomycetaceae. The coding region runs from base 1 to 1449 and encodes 482 amino acids. The transcript has 3 exons. Gene Ontology annotation, cellular component: nucleus; cytoplasm. Gene Ontology annotation, molecular function: mRNA binding. Gene Ontology annotation, biological process: regulation of RNA metabolic process; regulation of gene expression.